Penicillium pulvis is the source of this 2118-nucleotide messenger RNA. Its product is annotated as rRNA-processing protein MPP10. The record is from RefSeq and is a predicted model, not a curated record. The transcript has a single exon. NCBI's taxonomy places the organism in Eukaryota, Fungi, Ascomycota, Eurotiomycetes, Eurotiales, Aspergillaceae. Gene Ontology annotation, biological process: rRNA processing. Gene Ontology annotation, cellular component: Mpp10 complex; small-subunit processome; sno(s)RNA-containing ribonucleoprotein complex. The coding region runs from base 1 to 2118 and encodes 705 amino acids.
AUGGCGAAGAAGACGGGGCUCAAGCCCCAACCGACUCAACAGUCUCUUCCUUUGAUGUUGUCUGCCCCCUGGACUUUUCUCCACCCUACCGACGACCUACAUACCCUAAUUGCAGAUUCCACCAAACAAAUUCUGGACCCGCUUGCUUCCUCAGUCGUGGAGGAGCAAUCCAUUCGCCGACAACUCAACAAGAAGCGUAAACGAUCGGACGCCGACACGGAUGCCAUAUAUCCACCAUUGCAGCUGAAAAACCUAUACGUGGAUGGGUUUACGUCCAACCAAAUCUGGGAACAAGCGACAAGGAUUCUUGAUGCAGCCGGGAAUGAAAUCGAGAGAGACUACAACUUACUGGCAGCGCACGAUGACUUCUCAUCAUCUGCCAGCGAGGGAGGGUCAGGCUCGCUAGAUUUCUCCGAUCUCGAGGGAAUGGAGUCUGAAAGCGACGACGCUAGCAUGUCAGAUGAUGUCCUGGAAGACGCAAAUACCGACGAUAUGGACGGGGCACUGGAUCUCGAGUCUGACUCCUCGGAUAAAGCCGAAUUGGAAGAUGCGGACAUGAUCGACGAGGAGGACGAGGAGGACGAGGAGGACGAGGAUGAAGAAGCGUCGGUAAAGUCCACCGAGGAUCCUGGUGUCUACGUUGAAGAUCGCUUUGGGCUCAAUGAUGGCUUCUUUUCUAUCGAUGAUUUCAACAAGCAAACUGAAUUCUGGGAGAGACAAGACGCCAAUGGGGAGAAUGUGGAUGCCGACGACAGCGAUGAGGAACUCGACUGGCAUGCGAAUCCACUUACCGCUGGGAAUGUGACAUCUAGUGCUAAGAGCACUGCAUCAAGCAAAGCAAACGGGCUGGAUGACAUGGAGGUGGAUGAUAGUGAGGAGGAAGGGCCAACCUUUGGCAACGCCGAUCUUCAUGGAGACGACGACGACGACGACGACGAGGACAACGAUAUGGGCGACAUGGAUGCCCCUGCCUGGAUGGACACAAGUGACAUCAAGUACACCGACUUCUUUGCCCCGCCGCCACGUAAGGCUUCAUCCAAGAAAGCACGCUCACUUCCAAAAACUCAACCUCCCGUACCUGUUAUGGAUAACGAUGUUGACCGUGCCAUGGCGAAUGUGCGACGUGAUCUGUUCGACGACGAAUCCGAAAUUGAGGACGAGGAAGAUGCCGUUGAUGAGUCUGGCGAUGCUCAAGCUCCCAAGUCAACGCACGAGAAGCAGAGGGCGCGCAUCGCCGAUGAGAUUCGUCGAUUGGAAGCGGCCAACGUUGCAAAGAAAGAAUGGAUGCUUGCCGGUGAAGCUCGUGCAGUCGAACGACCCGUUAACUCUCUUAUCGAAGAGGAUCUGGACUUUGAGAGAGUUGGCAAGCCUGUUCCCGUCGUGACAAAUGAAACCACCGAGGAUAUCGAGGAGCUGGUCAAACGCCGAAUUCUCGCCACGGAAUUUGACGAGGUCAUUCGCCGUCGCCCGGGUGCCGCCGACGCCAAAGCCCCACGAAGUAGCCGGUUCGAACUGGAAGAUACCAAGGCGCAACAAAGCUUGGCUGAACUUUAUGAAGCCGACCAUUUGCGUGCCAAUGACCCGAACUAUGUUGACUCCAAAGACCGCAAGUUGAUGCGGGAACAUGCCGAGGUCAACAAUCUUUGGAAGGAGAUUAGCUCACAGUUGGAUACUCUCUCUAACUGGCACUACAAGCCCAAGGCACCUCAGGCGAACAUUAGUGUCGUGACUGACGCGCCAACGAUUAUGAUGGAGGAGGCACGUCCUACGGCGGGUAGUGCGGCCGAUGGACCGUCGGCCCUCGCACCCCAGGAAAUCUACGCGCCUGGUGAUGAUGGUAGAGCCGCAGGCGAGCUGGUGCUGAAGACUGGUGCCACCAUCUCGAAGGAUGAAAUGACUCGGGAAGAGAAGGCGCGGGCUCGUCGCCAGAGAAAGACCCAGAAGGCCCAUGCUGAGCCGACUCAGAGGAAGGGCAAGGCUGCCGAGAAACAGCAGCUUGUCUCUGAUUUGAAGAAGGGUGGUGUCAAGGUUGUCAACAAGGAGGGCCAGGUCACGGACAUGGAUGGAGCCAGGGUCGGGACCAGUGCCAAAAAUAGUGCUGACAAUCUGAAGCUGUGA